Molecule: messenger RNA, 4717 nt
Organism: Talpa occidentalis (Iberian mole)
Lineage: Eukaryota; Metazoa; Chordata; Mammalia; Eulipotyphla; Talpidae
Gene: AMOTL1
Product: angiomotin like 1
Exons: 13
Coding region: 223-2748 (841 amino acids)
Biological process (GO): hippo signaling; regulation of cell migration; angiogenesis
Cellular component (GO): bicellular tight junction; cytoplasmic vesicle; plasma membrane
Source: RefSeq, a predicted model, not a curated record
CGCCCCGGACCCGAGCCGGCGCCCGGAGGCCCCCCUCCAGCUGUCCACGGCCCCGGGGCGCCCAUCCCGGUUCUAGAAGACCCCGGCUGCUGCCUCCCAGGCUUCCAGCUCUACCCCGGACGGCAGGACGCAGCGGCCCUGACGGUGGAGGCGGGCGGCGGCCUCAGGGACAGAGUCGUGGCGGCCCCGCUGUGCGAGUUCCCGGGCACCCCGGAGGUGGAGAUGAGAGGGCCCGAGGAGGCGGCCGCCGGGACAGUGUUGCAGCGCCUGAUCCAGGAGCAGCUGCGCUAUGGCGCCCCGGCCGAGAACAUGAGCCUGCUGGCCAUCCAGCACCAGGCCUCGGGGAGCGCAGGGCCGGCCCGGCCGGCCUCCGGCCUUCCCUCCACGGAAAGCCUCCCGCCAGAAGGCCCACAGAUGGUCCAGCAGUCGGCGCGCCAGGAGCCGCAGGGUGAGGAGCACCAGGUGGACGGCACGGCCAUGGAGAAGCAGGCCCGGGCCACCCAGCCCCCGCAGAGCGGCGAGGAGCUGCCCACCUACGAGGAGGCCAAGGCCCAGUCCCAGUUUUUCCGGGGGCCGCCACCGCCUGGCGCCGUGGGCCACGGCUACUACCUGGCAGGCGGCGGCGGCCAGAAGGCCCGCACGGAGGGCAGGCCCGCGGCGGCCCGGGCACCCAGUGGCCACGCGCACCAGGACGAGGCGCUGAAGGAGCUGAAGCAGGGCCACGUGCGCUCCCUGAGCGAGCGGCUCAUGCAGCUGUCCCUGGAGCGCAGCGGCCCCAAGCAGCUCCUCCCGGCCGGCGGCAAGGUCUUCCCAGCUGGUCCCACUCCUGGCCCGCCGGCGGGGAAAGCGCUGGACCCCCGAGGCCCCCCGCCUGAGUACCCCUUCAAGGCCAAACCUCUGAUGUCCCCGGUCAACAAGCCCCAGGAGCACGGCUUGCUCUUCGCCGACCAGCACCCCGGGGUGCUGCAUGACAUGGGCAAGCCCUACCCCGGCCCACAGCCCGCCAGGACAGAGGUGGCCGUCCUGCACUAUCAGCCGCCGCCCGAGUACGGGGUGACCAGCCGCCCGUGCCAGCUCCCCUUCCCGUCCACGGCGCAGCCGCACAGCUCCGGGUCCUCGCAGGCGUCCUCGGUCAGUGUCAGCGGGCCGCUGCAUUCGGUCUCCCUGCCGCUGCCUCUGCCCCUGCCCGUGGCCCUGGGCGCCCCGCCGGCCCCGCCCGCCACCUCCCCCAGCCCGCAGCUCGGCCCCGACGCCUUCGCCAUCGUGGAGCGAGCCCAGCAGAUGGUGGAGAUCCUGACGGAGGAGAACCGGGCACUGCACCAGGAGCUGCAGGGCCACUACGACAGCGCCGACAAGCUGCACAAGUUUGAGAAGGAGCUGCAGCGCAUCUCCGACGCCUACGAGAGCCUGGUCGAGUCCACCAGCAAGCGGGAGUCCCUGGACAAGGCCAUGAGGAACAGGCUGGAGGGCGAGAUCCGGAGGCUCCACGAUUUCAACAGGGACCUGCGAGACCGGCUGGAGACGGCCAGCAGGCAGCUGUCGGGCCAGGAAGACAGAGCCGUGGAGGGGCUGCACGCGUGCCAGAACAGAGAAUUCUUGAAGGAGAAGGAGAAGCUGGAGAUGGAGCUCGCGGCCGUGCGGACGGCGAGGGAGGAGCACCGCAGACACAUCGAGGUCCUGGACCAGGCUCUGAGCAACGCCCAGGCGCGGGUCAUCAAGCUGGAGGAGGAGCUCCGGGAGAAGCAGGCCUACGUGGAGAAGGUGGAGAAGCUGCAGCAGGCCCUGACCCAGCUGCAGGCCGCCUGCGAGAAGCGGGAGCAGAUGGAGCGGCGGCUGCGCGCCUGGCUGGAGCGGGAGCUGGAGGCGCUGAGGGCCCAGCAGAAGCACGGGAACGGCCGGCCGGCCAGCGUGCCCGCGGAGUGCAGCGCGCCGGCCCUCAUGGAGCUGGUGAGGGAGAAGGAGGAGCGGAUCCUGGCCCUGGAGGCCGACACCACCCGGUGGGAGCAGAAGUGCCUGGAGGAGAGCGCCAUCCGCCACUUUGCCAUGAGCGCCGCGGCCGCCGCCACCGCCGAGAGAGACACCGCCCCGGCCGCCCACUCCCGCAGCGGCAGCGACGGCGACAGCUCGCUGGAGGCCCACGCCUGGCCGGAGGAGGAGGCGGCGCAGGCCGCCCGGCGGUGCCAGGACAUGGAGUUCACAAUUAAGAACCUCCACGCCAAGAUCAUCGAGAAGGACGCCAUGAUCAAGGUCCUCCAGCAGCGGUCCCGCAAGGACGCGGCCCGGGCGGACGCCGCCAGCCUCCGGCCCGCCCGCUCCGUCCCGUCCAUCGCCGCGGCCGCCGGCACGCACUCCCGCCAGGCCUCGCUGAGCGGCGGCCAGCUGGACGAGCGGCGGGAGGAGCGGCCGUGGAAGGGCAGCGCAGGGCUGCUGCUGGGGCGGGAGCACCCCCCACUGCCCGCCCCGCCCGCCGCCACCGCGCCCACCGGCAGCGCCCACACCAAGACGGGCAGCAGGGACAGCAGCACGCAGACUGACAAGGGCUCCGAGCUCUUCUGGCCCCACGUGGCCUCGCUGCCCGGCCGCGGACGGCUGAGCGGGCCUCCGGCCAGCAGCCCAGGGCUGAAGCACCCCCCCACCAAAGAGAGCGGGCCGGGCCACGGGAAGCCGCCGGAGCUCCGGGGCCGCGCGGGCAGCCAGCCGCACCGGGCCGAGUUCCCCGACAGCGAGAUGGUGGAGGUGCUCAUCUAGCGGCCCGAGACCCGCAGGUCGCGGACGGACGGCGCGCGGAGGCCCGAGGACGCUUUUCACAGAUGUUUGAAGGAAACCAAAGGAAGGCCUCGCGGCGGGGCGGAGGGCAGGAUUCGGCGCUCGACGGGUCUGCCGGCCCCGCGCCGCUCACACCAGGCAAACCCGGUCCCGGAGCGUGGCCUCCUGCGUGGCCUCUCGACCGGGAGCCAGCCUGCGCCCCCUGGGCCUGCCGGGGGGCGGGGGUAGUAGCCAUGGGGGCCUUCACUGCCCCCCCAGGCCUGGGCUCUCACCUCUGCCCAGAGGCGUCUUCUGGGAGGGCGGGAGCGCCGUGCGGGCCCCCUCUGGCUCCUGAGCCGUCUCUGCUGCUGCGUCAUCCCCUCAUUUCAGAUUUUCUCCAUUUCUUCUCUCUUUAUUGAGACGCAGCAGAGUUCCCAGGCCUGGCUCCCCCAGGCGGCGUGGGAGGCCCCCGAGCCUGCUCUUUGCCAGCGGCAGGAGGGCCACUGCCUAGGCCGAGGCCAAGCCCCACCUCUCCGGCCGCUGGGCUGGGCCGGCCGCCUCUCUGGAGUCGGGCACCAGAGCCUCGGCCGCGCCCCGUGCCUACAGCCUUGUGGGCACAGGCGGGCACCCCCUGGGGGUGGCGGGUGGCGGCAAAGGCCCUCCCGGGUGAGGCCUGGUCUGCUCUCCUGACCGGCUUUCCCUCCCGCUGUCCCCUCUGCUGCCAACCCCUGCCAAGCCAGCCCGGGGAGCCCUGGGUCCUGGACAGUCAACCAGAAACCCCCCCAGCUCUGGCCUGGCGCUGUGGGGGCGGGCACACGGGAGAGUCUGCUGUGCUGUCUCCAGCCUGGGGGCAGGUCUGUCUUGUACCGCCGGGCCGCCAGGCGAGGCUGGGCCAGCACCGGGCCUGGAGGGGCGCAAGGGCACGAACACCCUUCGGCGCCACAUCCCGGCCCAGCCUCCCUCACGCGUGCACAGCCGCUGCCACCACUGGGGAGCCCAGGACACCCGAGGGCUCCCUGCUCCGCCGGCCGUCCAGCACCCACGCGGCCUCGGCCGUCCCGCUGCAUCUGGCCCUGUGGCGCAGGCCAAGGAAGGGUGGGGCUGGGGCCAGUGUGUCCGUGGCUGGCCGAGGUAGAGCAGCCCCCGUGGGGCUGCCGGGUGCCCACGUGCCUCGGCGCUGACGGCUCGGCCUCCACACGGGCCCUGGGCUGCGGGGCUCGGUGCCAGGGCCGGGCUGGCUGAGCGUGGGCGGAGGGGUUGCUGGUCCUGCGUGCAGGCUCCUGGGCUGCCGUGGACACGGCGUGGGGAGGCCGGGGGCCAGCCAGGCUCAGCUCAGGCUCCAGAGCGGGCGCGCUGGGCAGGGAGCCUGCAGGCCAGCUGGAGCAGGGGGGCGGGGGGGCUUCUCCUAGGCCAGGGUGCCGGGUGUUCGGGGGGCCCCAGGUCUCCGCCAGGGAGCACCCCCAGUCGGCUUCCUGCGGCCCUGACGCCAGCUGCCACCACACGCUUGAUAAUCGUGGCUCGGCCAGGGGUUCAGGCGGCUCCUCCCGGCGAGAGCCUUGUCCGGGGCCUGUGGGCGGGCAGCUGGCGCGCCGGAGCGGCCGGGUCAGCGUUUCAGUAAAGGAUUUCUCCUUUGACCCAUGCGUGUUUCUUUGAAGCAUCCCCUUUCCCCCUGGAGCGCACGGUGGGGAGCACCGUGUGGGGCUGUGCUGACCCCCCACAGGCCGGGCUGGAAUUGGGCUGCCUAGGGCGCCGGGAGCUGGGCCUGCUCCCUCCCCCGCACCGAGAGGCAGCCGGGAAGUAACCCGGGUCUGCGGCGGUGGGCACUGAUGGGUAUGCGGCCGGUGCCAGGCAGCGCUCUGGGAAGACAAGUCUGGGGGACCCCGGGGGUGUGGACUCCUAGGCCCCAAGUGACCAUGUCCAGAGGACAGCCCCCUGCUGUGGCCCAGAGGGUUGGCGUGACAGCACCAUCCUC